Medicago truncatula (barrel medic) is the source of this 918-nucleotide messenger RNA. RefSeq names its product adenylate isopentenyltransferase 5, chloroplastic. NCBI's taxonomy places the organism in Eukaryota, Viridiplantae, Streptophyta, Magnoliopsida, Fabales, Fabaceae. The record is from RefSeq and is a predicted model, not a curated record. Gene Ontology annotation, biological process: tRNA modification; cytokinin biosynthetic process. The transcript has a single exon. Gene Ontology annotation, cellular component: mitochondrion. Gene Ontology annotation, molecular function: tRNA dimethylallyltransferase activity. Bases 1 to 918 code for a protein of 305 amino acids.
AUGGCUUUGACUACCUCAACCUCAACCUCAACUGAAAAGAAGAAGGUUUUGUUUAUAUUGGGUGCAACAGGAACUGGGAAGACUAAACUUUCCAUCAACUUAGGAACUCAAUUCCCAUCUGAGAUCAUCAAUUCAGACAAAAUUCAAGUCUAUAAUGGCCUUGACAUUGUCACCAAUAAGGUGCAGGAAUCUGAACGUUGUUCAAUUCCACAUCAUAUACUAGGCAUCAUCGAUGAUCCUGAAUAUGAUUUCACUAUGGAUGACUUUCGCAAGCACGUGCUUGAAGCUUUAGAUCUCAUAACUCAAAAUGAACACCUACCAAUUAUUGUAGGAGGGUCGAAUUCUUACCUUAAAAAACUACUCGAGGACCCAACUAAUGCAUUUCAUUCAAAAUAUGAUUGCUGUUUUAUUUGGCUCGAUGUGUCUUUACCUAUUUUGUUUCCAUAUUUGGACAAAAGAGUUGGUGAAAUGGUUGCGGCAGGGAUGGUAGAUGAGAUAAGAGACUUUUUUGUACCUGGAGCAGAUAAUACAAAAGGAAUAAGAAGGGCAAUUGGGGUUCCUGAGCUCGACUCUUAUUUUGAAAUGGAAAUGAAAAAAGGUAUAGAUGAUGUUGAAAAGGAAAAGAUAUUAAAGGAAUCGAUUAGAAAAACAAAACAAAACACCUUCAUAUUGGCUGAAAAUCAAGUGUCGAAGAUCCAAAAUAUGGCUGAUACGCUUGGAUUGAUGAUAAACAAAAUUAAUUCUACAGAAGUCUUUGAAGCCAUUUUAAGAGGUGAAGAUUAUCAAAAAUUGCAUCAAGAGAUUGUGAUUAAGCCAAGCAUGAAAAUAGUGAAGAGAUUCCUAGAGGAGACAAGCCAUGGAUUCAGAAAUGCAAAAUAUUCAAAUGGAAAUGGGAAACACACAACGAAUGGUGUUUGA